Molecule: messenger RNA, 2411 nt
Organism: Diorhabda sublineata
Lineage: Eukaryota; Metazoa; Arthropoda; Insecta; Coleoptera; Chrysomelidae
Product: protein GUCD1
Exons: 5
Coding region: 230-925 (231 amino acids)
Source: RefSeq, a predicted model, not a curated record
AGUGUUGUGAGUUGUGAGAUAAUAUUUUUUGUCACAUUUGCAUUUUUAUUACUUUUGUAUUAAGUUAAAAUGGUGACAUCAUUCUAUUAUUAUGUUGAAUUUGUACAAUAAGAAACGAUGUUAUUCAACUAAAAUGCUUUUAUCGAUUUUAACCUAAAUUCACAAUGAUUCACUGUAUUAAAUAAAAUGUGUUCAAUAUCGGUUUAGUUAAAUACUUACACAAAAGAUUAUGUGGAGGAAAAUAAACCUCAAACCUGUACAACCCGAGAAACUACAAAUCCAGUUAACUCAUUUCAAACAAAAAUCCAAUUGGGACUGUGGAGUGUCAUGUGUGUUAAUGGUGUUGCCGAAGGUGAAAAGAGAAGAGUUCUUAAACAAUUUUUCGCAAAUAUGUAAAAGCGAAGGCUUUAAUAAAAGUACAUGGACAAUAGAUCUCUGUUAUUUACUGAAAAAAUUUCAAGUGCCACAUAUAUUUUACACAAUAACUUUAGGAGUUCAUGAAGGGUACAGAGAAAAUAGUUUUUAUAAUACAAUAUUAAGUAAGGACGAACAUCGGAUUAACGCGAGAUUCAAAGAGGCUGAAAACGUAGGAAUAGUAGUGAGGAAACAAUCUGUGUCAAUGUUGGAAAUAAUAAGUCAUCUCACGAAUGGCCCUGUGAUAGUAUUAACGAACGCAAAAAUUCUGAGCUGUGAUAUUUGCAAAUUCAAUAAAAUCUCCAGAGAAUUUAGAAAAUGCAUUCCUUGGCCAGCCCCAUACCAAGGGCAUUACGUAGUUUUAUGCGGUUUUGAUAUUCAUAACGAGAAACUUUUUUAUAGGAAUCCCUCGUUCAAUGAUCGUAAGUAUCUUAAUAAAAAUAAAUUUUUAGUUGAACGUCGUUCCAGAUUACUGAACAGUGCGUUUCUAACUACCCCAGCUAAACUCUAAACUUGAAAUUUUAACUGUUUUUAUUCACAAUGUCGCGUAUUUUGAAGCAUUAGAUUCGAUUAGGUUUGGUUUACUUUAACUCCGAUUAGGUUUGGUUUAAUCUAGUUUCUAUUGGUUUAUUUUAGCUUCGUUACGUUAGGUUUACUUUAGCUUCGAUUAGGUUUGGUUUACUUUAGUUUCGAUUAGGUUAGGUUUACUUUAACUUCUAUUAGGUUUGGUUUAAUCUAGUUUCUAUUGGUUUAUUUUAGCUUCGAUUACGUUAGGUUUACUUUAGCUUCGAUUAGGUUAGGUUUACUUUAGCUUCGAUUAGGUUAGGUUUACUUUAGCUUCGAUUAAGUUAGGUUUACUAUAGCUUCGAUUAGGUUAGAUUUACUUUAGCUUCGAAUAGGUUUGGUUUAAUCUAGUUUCUAUUGGUUUAAUUUAGCUUCGAUUACGUUAGGUUUACUUUAGCUUCGAUUAGGUUUGGGUUAAUCUAGUUUCUAUUGGUUUAUUUUAGCUUCGAUUACGUUAGGAUUACUUUAGCUUAGAUUAGGUUAGGUUUACUAUAGCUUCGAUUAGGUUUGGUUUAAUCUAGUUUCUAUUGGUUUAAUUGAGCUUCGAUUACGUUAGGUUUACUUUAGCUUCGAUUACGUUAGGAUUACUUUAGCUUCGAUUAGGUUAGGUUUACUAUAGCUUCGAUUAGGUUUGGUUUAAUCUAGUUUCUAUUGGUUUAAUUGAGCUUCGAUUACGUUAGGUUUACUUUAGCUUCGAUUACGUUAGGUUUACUUUAGCUUCGAUUAGGUUAGGUUCACUUUAACUUUGAUUAGGUUAAGUUUAUUCUAGUUUCGAUUGGUUUAUUUUAGCUUCGAUUAAGCUAGGUUUACUUUAGCUUCGAUUCACUUAGGUUUACUUAAGCUUUUAUAAUGUUAGAUUUACUUUAGUUCCGAUUAGUUUAGGUUUACUUAAGUUUUUAUUAGGUUAGAUUUACUUUAGUUCCGAUUAGUUUAGGUUUACUCUAGCUUCGAUUAGUCGCGGAGCACCCUUUUCAGUAACGUACAUUUCGAUAUCCAUUAUUUAAUUUUUCAGAUGUAUGUGUUAUACCAAUGGAGAUAUUCGAUUUAGCUCGCAAAAGUUAUGGGACUGACGAAGACAUAAUUUUUACCUACACGUAAAAUAAUUCAAAAAUAAUAAUAAUAAUUACUGCCGAUAUGUGCCGUGUAUCAUUUAUACAGUGUGGAAAAACCAAAUAAAAAAAUUUUUUAUGGUAAAAUUUAAUGUGAUCCCUUAAUUCAAAUCUUUUUGAAUGACAUGUAAAAACUUUUCUUUUUUUCGUAUAUACAUGGCAAGUUACUUCAAAGUUGAGCAAUACAUUUACAUUUAACAUUUCGUUUUGCUUUUUCCAAACUGUAUAUAAGUAUUUAUAAGUUUUUUCAAUUUUUUUUUUGUACUUAAUCUGUAUUUUUAAGUUGUUAUAGUUCAAAAAUAUAUAAUAAAACGUCCUUUUGAA